UCCAAGUGUCUCAGAAGAUACUACUAAACAAAACACCAGUCAUGUCUGGAGUCAAGGGAGGCCGCAGCCACUGCCAGAAGACUUACUGCCCAGAUCCAUGCCAUCCACAAGUCGUCUGCAAAGAUCCAUGCCACCCACAAGUUGUCUGCAAAGAUCCAUGCCACCCACAAGUCGUCUGCAAAGAUCCAUGCCACCCACACGUCGUCUGCAAAGAUCCAUGCCAACCACUAGUUGUCUGCAAAGAUCCUUGCCAACAAACCGUAUGCUAUGACCCCUGCCAACCUACCCAGCAUUUGCACUGCCAAACUGUGCACUCUUUUCAAAAAGUGUACUAUGACCCAUGCAAUCCCUGCAAUCCUAGCCAAUGCUAUGGAAAGCGCUGAGUACCUCAACCUUUUGAGCAGGACCUGAGUAUUUCAUCAGUCCAACAAAUGUCUUCAAUUCUUCCAGUUCUCUACAGUUUGCUUAUCCUGCCAUAGUUGCCCUGCUACCAAAUUGCUUGUCUUCUGGAUUUAUCUAUUGUGUAGUUAAUAUUAAUUACAUUAAAUUAUCUCACUUUGGCACAA
Messenger RNA from Xenopus tropicalis (tropical clawed frog), 566 nucleotides. Its product is annotated as keratin, high-sulfur matrix protein, IIIA3-like. The record is from RefSeq and is a predicted model, not a curated record. Lineage: Eukaryota; Metazoa; Chordata; Amphibia; Anura; Pipidae. The coding region runs from base 42 to 383 and encodes 113 amino acids. The transcript has 3 exons.